Messenger RNA from Penicillium odoratum, 1098 nucleotides. RefSeq lists its product as uncharacterized. Gene Ontology annotation, biological process: heme biosynthetic process. Bases 1 to 1098 code for a protein of 365 amino acids. The transcript has a single exon. NCBI's taxonomy places the organism in Eukaryota, Fungi, Ascomycota, Eurotiomycetes, Eurotiales, Aspergillaceae. Gene Ontology annotation, cellular component: cytoplasm. The record is from RefSeq and is a predicted model, not a curated record. Gene Ontology annotation, molecular function: hydroxymethylbilane synthase activity.
AUGGCCGCCUCCGCCCCCGCCAAGAAGACCUUUACUAUUGGCACACGCAAGUCCAAACUUGCUUUGAUGCAAACCGACCUUGUGCUUGCAGCUCUCCAGAAAUCAUACCCCGAAUAUGAAUUCAAGACCUUGACUAAGGAAACCGCCGGCGAUCUCAACACUACCAUAGCUCUGAAGGAUUUCACAUCGAAAAACUUGUGGACCGAGGAGCUUGAGGAAUUGAUGAUCGGAGGCCAAGUAGAUUUAAUCGUCCACUCCCUCAAAGGUAAAAGCCGCAGGAACCUGUUGCCCCGCAUCACCUUUAAACCACCCCGCGCAAGCGAUGCUAACCCUGUUUUCAAUUCGGCAGAUGUCCCUACCCUUCUGCCUGACACCUGCACUCUUGGAAUGAUGAUGCCCCGUGAAGAUAGCCGAGAUGUCUUCGUUGUAAAACAAGGGCUGCCUUACAAGAGUCUGGCAGAACUCCCCGCCGGCUCCGUCGUUGGAACCUCCUCGAUUCGCCGCACCGCCCAACUGGCGCGUAAAUACCCUCACUUGAAGGUCCAGGAUAUCCGCGGAAACAUUGGAACUCGUCUGUCAAAGUUGGAUGCUGAGGAUAGCCCGUAUACCUGCGCAAUUCUCGCGGCGGCUGGUCUGCUGCGCCUGGAUCUGCAUGAUCGUAUCACUCAGUACCUCGACUCGAAGAACAGCGGUAUGCUUUAUGCUGUUGGACAGGGUGCCCUGGGUAUUGAGAUUCGCAAGGAAGAUACUCUACUGAAAGAAAUGGUGGCCACGAUUGGUCACCGGGAUACUACCUUUGCUUGUUUGGCUGAGCGAAGUCUUCUGCGAACCCUUGAAGGAGGCUGCAGUGCCCCUCUGGGUGUCGAGAGUGAGUGGGUAGAGAGUGCGGGAUCAAAGAAGCUGCGUAUGCGGUCCGUGGUUGUUAGCGUCGAUGGUCAGCAGUGCGCACAGGUCGAGGUUGAUGGCGAAGUGGACUCAACUGAAAGUGCUGAAGCCUUCGGUGUCACAGUAGCUAAAGCCUUGGUGGCAGAUGGCGCUGGCGCAAUUCUUGAGGAGAUUCAGCGAAACAAGGUCGCCAAAGCAAGUUUUGCAGUUUGA